AUGACCAAAGCAGCACAGUCGGGUGAGAAAUCCCGCUUUACCGAUUUUUACAGUGAGCCUGUGGAUCAACUUUUAUCACCCAUCAAAGGAUAUCAGGAUAAACCAUUGGUUUCAUUGACAGAAGCUGUUGAGCCAGUAUCUGAAUUUUUUAAUGAAAUCGAAGAUAACGUUUUGGUCGCAUUACACAAUUGUCAACAUCCACCUGAUGGACUAACUCAACAAGAAUCAGCCUCCAUACAUUUAUACACAAUGCAAUUCGAUGGAUGCCCAAGUUUACAUAUAUUACUCAAUAAAGCGCUGCGCACUGCAAGUCGUCAUGCAUUGAAGCCAUGGUUCUCGUAUCUUAAAUUAUUUUUGACGGCUCUAUACAAACUCCCAUCACAGAGUAGGAGGGUCUGGCGUGGUAUUCAAGGUGUUAAUUUAACCUCAACAUACAAAAUUGGUACGAAAUUCGCUUGGUGGGGAGUAAGCUCCUGUACUGCUGACAUGGAAGUACUCGAAUCCGCUCAAUUUUUGGGUAAGCACGGGCAACGCACUCUCUUUUCCAUUGAAUGUGUCAAUGGAAUAUCUGUUGUUAAACAUUCGUACUUCAAAUAUGCGGAAAACGAAAUCAUUCUUAUGCCUGGUUCUUAUUUUGAAGUCUUGGGUCAAUUGAAUCCUGCACCAGAACUUCAUAUAAUUGAAUUAAAAGAAAUUACACCACCGAUGACACUUAUAAAGCCACCAUUUUCGAAAUCAGACGAUCGAAAGGCUUCUCCUGUUACUGGGAAAGCAAGUUACUCUUCUCCAGCAGCUCCAGCAGCGUUAGUAAGAGCUGGAAUAAAUUCUAGCAAUAGUGCUUCAAAUAAAACUACAUCAAUGACACUGGGUAUGAACUAUAUGUUUUAG
Messenger RNA from Rotaria socialis, 888 nucleotides. Lineage: Eukaryota; Metazoa; Rotifera; Eurotatoria; Philodinida; Philodinidae. The record is from the annotation of a GenBank genome assembly.